This is a messenger RNA of Dermacentor silvarum, 1270 nucleotides long. Its product is annotated as sodium/iodide cotransporter-like. Gene Ontology annotation, biological process: transmembrane transport; sodium ion transport. The transcript has 7 exons. Gene Ontology annotation, molecular function: symporter activity. The record is from RefSeq and is a predicted model, not a curated record. Gene Ontology annotation, cellular component: membrane. NCBI's taxonomy places the organism in Eukaryota, Metazoa, Arthropoda, Arachnida, Ixodida, Ixodidae. The coding region runs from base 214 to 1188 and encodes 324 amino acids.
AGCCGGCAAACUCAGUGCUAGCCGUUCGCAUACUAGGUGUGCCGCAUGGCUUAAGACUGGUAUUAAAGACACCAGGGCGGGUGUUGCCUAACGUACAACAGCAAGACGAAUUAUCUUUCUUGUGGUAUUUCGAAAGAACUCCGUGUCGUUGAGGGCUUUACUAAGAAUCGAGGCUUGGUAUUGACAGAAUAACAGAAGAAAUAGAAGCUGAGCAUGGCGCUUUUGGUCGAGUACCUUGUUUUUGGGAUAAUCAUGGCCCUCAAUCUUUGUCUGGGCGUCUACGUUUCGCUGCGAGUUAAGGCAAGCAGGGCACAGACCACGGCAGAAGUUUUCCUCGGAAGCCGCUCCUUACGCUUCCUUCCACUCGCCGCAUCUGUCGCGGCAAGCCUGAUAUCUUCCAUAUCUUUUGUCGCCUUGACGGGGCAUUUCUAUGCCUAUGGCUUUCACUUCAUAUGGUCUCGUCUGCUGACAAUACCUGCUGCGCCUGUCGCCUCUCAUGUGUUCCUUCCGGUGAUGUACGCGCUACGCGUAACCUCGGUUUUUCAAUAUUUCCGAAUGCGGUUUCAUUCUGCCAUUUCACUGACCACCUGCCUAAUAUACAUUCUUCUCACGCUAAGCAUUGGUGCUCUGUGUAUAUUCGCCGCAAGCCUCACCCUUGUCACUGUAUUUGAUCUACCGCUUCUUUGGUGCAACGUUGUAAUAGGGCUGAGUGCCACAGUUUAUACAGCACUGGGUGGACUCAGAGCUGUCGUAUGGACCGACUGCGUGCAGCUGCUCUUCAUUCUACUGGGCCCUGCAACCAUUAUUGCGAAAGUCGUUCUUGACUGGCGAAGUCCUGCGACCUCUGUCCAGCCAAUAGGAGAUUUCGACGCACGGUUAUACAUCUGGAACACGCAGUUUGACUUAACAACUGACGAAAACCUGUGGGCCCUCAUCUCAUCGAUGCCGUCAGCUUUUUAUCGAGUGGCCGUGGAUCAAGUUGUUGUGCAGCGGUACCUGGCUUCGAGAACACUAGCUUGUGCGCAAAGGACUGUUCUCACGGGGUCUGUUCUCCUUGUUGUGGCAUACACCAUUGAACUCGCGAUGGCACUGUCCUUGGUACUCUGGUUUCGGGGCUGUGAUCCUCAGCUGUCUGGAGCUAUUAAUAAUAAUGAUCAGGCAAGAAUACACUUUCAUCAUGUGCUGUGAUGUAAAUUGAGUCAGACUUCCAACUUUAUUCAAUCCUACUUGAAGAAGCAGAAAAUAUUUGACUCAUCAGGAGCAUCUAAUA